CUCAAAUUUUAGUUUUCUUGUCUUCAUUGCGGUGCUAAAGUUGUUUCUCUGUGCCUCUCUGCAAAUUGUUCUAUUGUAAAAAGCUACCCAGUUAACAUGGGACCUGGAGGACCAGGGGGUCCUGGGCCUGGUGGAGGGCCAGGUUGGGGUCCUGGGCCUGGUGGGCCAGGUUGGGGUCCUGGGCCUGGAGGACCUGGUUGGGGACCUGGGGGACCUGGUUGGGGACCUGGAGGACCUGGUUUCUUUGGGCCUGGUGGGUUUUUUGGUGGGUGUGCAGAUGGUAUAUGCGGCCUUUUAUCUUCAUGCUUCUACUGCUUGUGCUGUUGUUGCUUGUUCCGAGAUUGUUUCGGCCCAGCCAUGCCACCUCCUCCAUUUUGAAAAGAAACCCACGAAUCUGUUGGGCCGUGUCCAUUGUUUGUUUGCAACAACGUUGUGUUAGUCGUUCAAAUAAGGUUUUAUGUCUUAGCUCCAUUGCGAAGUAACUUUUUUACCCAGUGUAAUGUAACGUGAAGUACUGAAGCUAUUGUUAUUUUACUUCUUUUAUUUAUAAUAUAUAUGUAAUUUCAUUGUUGUUUAAGAA
Vigna unguiculata (cowpea) is the source of this 580-nucleotide messenger RNA. RefSeq lists its product as uncharacterized. Lineage: Eukaryota; Viridiplantae; Streptophyta; Magnoliopsida; Fabales; Fabaceae. The record is from RefSeq and is a predicted model, not a curated record.